AUGGCUCGCCUGAACCGACGACUGGCCCUGCUGGGCCUCUCCGCCCUCCUGCCGGCCGCCCUGGCCCUGCCGGAAGGCCUGGGAAAGCGCACCGCCGGGCAGUGCGGCCAGAGCAGCUGCCAGGCCGCGCUGGCGGCGCUCGGGUCCCAGGCCCGGCUGGACUGCUCGUCCUUCCUGGCCACGACGGUGACGCCCUGCGCGGCGACGAGCACGCCCGUCGUGACCGUCACGGUGUUCGAAACGGCGACCGGGACGGCGGCCACCGACACGGCGCUGGUGACGGCCACGGUGACGGGCAGCGUCGAGACGGACGUGCGCACGGUGUUGUACACGACCACGGUGGCUACCGACGACGUGCCGACCACGGUGGCCACGGCGUCGGUGCAAGACACCGUCACGGUGCCGGCUACCGCGGACGUGACCGACAUCGUCACCGUCUACCAGACAGCCACCAAGGCCGUCUACGACUUUUCCGGCGUCAAGCCCGUCAAGAGGAGCGACGGCGACGGCGACGGCGACGGCCCGCCCCGCCGCGUCAGGAGGGGAUGCAAGGCGUGCCCCUACACCAGGGUUGCCACGGCGGUUCCAUCCUACGCCUCCGCCUGCGCUGACGCCGCCCAAUACUCCUCCGUCUGCUUCUGCAUGGGAGUCACCCCCACCGUCGUCACCCUCUCGCCGUCGGCCUCCACCACCGUCGUCACCGCCACCGUGACCAACUCCGUCCCGCCCGUCACCGUCACCGACACGGCCUUCGUCUCCGUCACCGACACCACCACCGUCGACGCCACCGUCGACGUACCCGUCACCUACACCAACGUCGUCCCCGUCACCGCCACCUUCACCCAGGACCCGGCGACCCUGACGCUGACGACGACGCAGACCGUCGCCGCCACCGCCGUCGUCACCAACACCGUGCCCGGCCCAACCCAGUACUGCGAGAUGUAUCUCCAGAUCAGGGGCUCCUCCUACGACGGCAGGUUCAUCUACAACGCCGUCAACCAAGCCACCAACGUCAUCAGCACCUCGAUGAAAACCCCCUACCGCCUCGACAAGAACGGCAAGCUGCACCCCGCGAGCGGCCCGUACGCCGGCUACACGCUCUACUCGUACGGCGCGUCGUCCUACGUCAAUGUGCAGACCGACGAAAACAUUGCCAAGUCCGGAUACAACCCCCUCACGUGCAAGGUCAACCUCGACACCCUCGAGAUCUUUUGCCAGGCGUAUUCCUCUCCCAAGACUUGGGUGUGGAGCAACGGAUAUACCACAGCUGACGGGCCGUACCUGUGGCUCAACACGUUUGUGCAGACGGGGAGCACGCAGUUCCGGCUGUUUGCGGUGCCUGUCAACUGCGUGACCUGA
Molecule: messenger RNA, 1359 nt
Organism: Ustilaginoidea virens
Lineage: Eukaryota; Fungi; Ascomycota; Sordariomycetes; Hypocreales; Clavicipitaceae
Exons: 2
Coding region: 1-1359 (452 amino acids)
Source: RefSeq, a predicted model, not a curated record